This is a messenger RNA of Aethina tumida (small hive beetle), 1384 nucleotides long. It is a transcript of the gene BHD, whose product is annotated as folliculin. Gene Ontology annotation, cellular component: cytosol. Lineage: Eukaryota; Metazoa; Arthropoda; Insecta; Coleoptera; Nitidulidae. The record is from RefSeq and is a predicted model, not a curated record. The coding region runs from base 31 to 1200 and encodes 389 amino acids. Gene Ontology annotation, biological process: positive regulation of TORC1 signaling; negative regulation of transcription by RNA polymerase II; positive regulation of GTPase activity. The transcript is spliced from 3 exons. Gene Ontology annotation, molecular function: GTPase activator activity.
CUUCGACUUAAUUUGUGUUAGAAAUUGAUUAUGGAGGGAGUUGUGGCUUUGGGACAUUUUUGUGAAACUCAUGGGCCCAUCGUCAUUUUUUCAACGGAAAGAACGAAUGAACAACCUGAAGACAAACCACAACAUAUAAAUAACAGUCCCAUUUGUGAUUCCUGCAAAUCUAUAAAUGCGGAAGAUGCAAUAGUUAGUGACAACAACAAUAAGUAUUAUGUUUCUACUCGUUUACCUCUAAUUGAAGAAACGGCAUUUUUAUUAAAAAACGCUGUAGUUAAAAGCAUCAGCUGUGAAGAAAUGGGGAAAGAAGGUGGUUUAAUGUACUUUGGGGAUAGUCAAAGAGGGCAUGUAAUAACUUUAACAUUCUACCUAGCAGAUUCACAGGCUAGAGGUUUUAUAAGAAAAUACUGCUUACUUAUAUUACUUAGAGAUAAGGUUCAUUUAUUGAAUAAUUGGCCACAUCUGACAAAACACUUUAAAACCAUUGCUGAUUAUUUGAAAGAAAAUGCCUUGAAAAUUAACAGCCAAGAACAAUUAACUUGUUCUCAGAAGGCUGCCCGACAGGCUCUGCAGCAAACUAGGAAAAAUAUUUCUGGAAGGUCUUUACAGCAAUUAACAGGUGUCGAAUCAAUUUUUAUGGAAUUGCAUAUGUGGUUUGUGUGGUUACUUAGUGUUAACAGUUUCGAAGAAAUACAAUCCAAUGUUGAACAAAUUCCUAUUAAAUGUGAUAGAUCUAUAAAAUUAAGAAAUCUGUAUAGAAAUAUGUCUAGAGAAGUAUUUCACAAAGUCUGUUAUUGCAUCCUCACAGGAAUUAAAGUAGAAUGUGACACGGAACUAAUGUCAAAUUUUAAACAAAUACUACCUACUAAUUUUAAACUUCCACAGACUGGUGAUGCCUGUAAAUUACUUCAAAAUGAAUCCAAAUGGGAGAUACAAUGGAGGGGAAAUUUGCCAUUAAAACUUCCAAGCCUUCUAACACUUAUUGAUGAUGGAUUAAAUAAUGCUAGUUUACCAGAUGAGGCAAUUGAAUCAUACCUAGUAAGUUUUUGUUAUAAAUGGUAUAAUAUAGCAUCCAAUAUUGCCUGCAUUGAACUGCACAGUCAAGAAUUAUUAGAGAUAUUGGGUGUUCAUAAGUAUGAUAUGCCUCUUUUAUCAUAUUGGACCACACAGAUUAGAAAUUCUGGAACAGAACUGUGAUAUUUAAUAUUAGUAUUUUCAUUAGACAAUAAUUUACGGUAAAAUUAAUUUCUGUAUAAUUUUCAUCAGUUUGCUUGCGAAUUUGAAAAUUUUAUCAAGUUGACUUGAUGUCAGAUGAUAGAACAAAAUUAUUGUUAUUAUUGGUAUAAAGAUAAGAAUACUUAUAACUAUGUAUUUUUGUAAU